Lycium barbarum (goji berry) is the source of this 1101-nucleotide messenger RNA. RefSeq lists its product as uncharacterized. Lineage: Eukaryota; Viridiplantae; Streptophyta; Magnoliopsida; Solanales; Solanaceae. The record is from RefSeq and is a predicted model, not a curated record. Bases 1 to 1101 code for a protein of 366 amino acids. The transcript has a single exon.
AUGCUUCGAGAUAAUCAAGCUGAAAAAUUAGAGGAAUUACUAGUGCUCGGUGAAGUUCAUACGGGAAGUGGAUUAAAUCAAGAACUUGGACUUCAAAGGCCUGGUGAUACCCGUUGGGGAUCUCAUUUUAAGACGGUACGUAACUUCAUUUCCUUAUUCUCAUCAAUUGUGCAUGUACUUGGAGUUCUUGCAAAUGAGGGUGCAAAUUAUCAUGAGAAAGCAAUGGCAAAAGGUCUAGUGGAAGACAUUAGAUCUUAUGAGUUUAUCUACAUGUUGCAUUUGAUGUUGAAAAUUUUGGCGAUUACAUAUGAUUUGAAUAUGGCUUUGCAACGAAAAGAUCAAGAUAUUGUUAGUGCUAUGAAGCUUGUUGAUUUCACAAAAAGAAAAUUGCAAUCAAUGAGGGAAUCUGAAUGGAAUUCUUUGGUAGAAGACGUCUCCUUAUUUUGUGAAAAGAAUGGUAUUAUGAUCCCUGAAAUGAAUGAGAAGUAUGGUCUUGGAAAGUCGAAGCGUAAAAGCUCAAGUGUUAUAUAUUCUCAUCAUUUGCGUGUGGAAGUUUUUUAUGCUGUUAUUGAUUUGCAACUUUCAGAGCUUAACAAUCAUUUUAGUGAAGUGAAUACUGAUCUACUUCUUGGCAUGGCUAGUUUGAGUCUCGAGAAUUCUUUUGCAAAUUAUGAUAAAAACAGGAUCAUGAAGCUUGCUACUUAUUAUCCAAAUGAGUUCGGUGCUUCCAAGCUUGAUGAUCUUAGUUUUGAUCUUGACAAUUAUAUUUACUAUGUGAGAGAAGUGGACAAAGCUUUUUCAAAUUUGAAAGGACUUGGAGAUCUUUCGAUGGCAUUGGUUAAAUCAAAUAUGCACAAGACAUGGGGACUUGUUUAUUUGCUUGUGAAGUUAAGCUUGAUAUUACCUGUGGCUACUGCAACAGUGGAAAGAGCUUUUUCCUCAAUGAAGUUUAUUAAAAAUGACUUGCGAAGUAGAAUUAGUGAUGGCUUUUUGAAUGAUUGUUUAGUUUGUUAUAUAGAGGAUGAAGUAUUUGAAAGUGUACCUAAUGAUGCGAUCAUUGAUCGUUUUCAAAAGAUGACAACUCGUCGAGUGCAAUUGUAA